Molecule: messenger RNA, 12663 nt
Organism: Malaya genurostris
Lineage: Eukaryota; Metazoa; Arthropoda; Insecta; Diptera; Culicidae
Gene: Slob
Exons: 11
Coding region: 6996-10715 (1239 amino acids)
Source: RefSeq, a predicted model, not a curated record
CCAUGAAAAUCGAAUAAAGUUUAAUCGAUUAGUUUGAAAAAUUAUAAUCGAUUGUUGAAUAAUCAAGUAAUUCGAAAACUCCGACAUAUAUAUAAUUUAUUAGCUGCCAUACUCGCGUAUCUACAGUUCAACAUGACAUUUCUGAGAUCCAUUCAAUUAUAUGCCAAGGAGUGGGCUUUCGAUCUUACGCUGCUCGUUAACUUCAGCACACACUGUUGACCAAUGCUUUUAGUUACAAUUUUCCAAUCUUUUUUAAAGAUUUAAUGAGACCGCUGCCUUGAUAUGACAUCCGCUGUCAUCGUAUCUGAUGUCACAAAUGAAUAAGCAUACUACACUCACAAAUUGCUUGCCAAACAAAAGUGCAUAACUAGUCGACUGUCAGGUUUUUACUGAUAAUUGGGUGAGGAAAGCUCAAUAAGCUUAUGACUGAAGCCACUGUAAUUAAUUUUAGAAUUUUUCAAAUCGAAACAGUUUAAACCAGUGAUCUAUUUUACACUUUACUUAGAGACACUCUAUUUAAGCUAUGCUACAACACUCGCGCACUAUAACCUGUUAGCCAAUAAAAGUAAUCACAAAAAUUCUUAAGCGAAUACGCAAUUUGUAAGCUUCUGCGUUACUUGAAAAAUCAAAAUUAAACUUCCGAAACUUUCGAAACUUCCAGAAUCGAAAAUAAAUUUUUAUAAAAAAUUGAGUCUAAAAAAUUUCGCAAAAAAAAAUCUCUAAGGCUCCCUCACAUAGCCAAUGUAAAUAUAAGUUCAAAAUGAGAUCCAUUCAAUUAUAUGCCAAGGAGUGGGCUUUCGAUCUUACGCUGCUCGUUAACUUCAGCACACACUGUUGACCAAUGCUUUUAGUUACAAUUUUCCAAUCUUUUUAAAAGAUUUAAUGAGACCGCUGCCUUGAUAUGACAUCCGCUGUCAUCGUAUCUGAUGUCACAAAUGAAUAAGCAUACUACACUCACAAAUUGCUUGCCAAACAAAAGUGCAUAACUAGUCGACUGUCAGAUUUUUACUGAUAAUUGGGUGAGGAAAGCUCAAUAAGCUUAUGAUUGAAGCCACUGUAAUUAAUUUUAGAAUUUUUCAUAUCGAAACAGUUUAAACCAGUGAUCUAUUUUACACUUUACUUAGAGACACUCUAUUUAAGCUAUGCUACAACACUCGCGCACUAUAACCUGUUAGCCAAUAAAAGUAAUCACAAAAAUUCUUAAGCGAAUACGCAAUUUGUAAGCUUCUGCGUUACUUGAAAAAUCAAAAUUAAACUUCCGAAACUUUCGAAACUUCCAGAAUCGAAAAUAAAUUUUUAUAAAAAAUUGAGUCUAAAAAAUUUCGCAAAAAAAAAUCUCUAAGGCUCCCUCACAUAGCCAAUGUAAAUAUAAGUUCAAAAUGAUCUGAGAGACGUUUAACAACUUUUGGGGUAACAUUUCAAAAAUUUCAAUAAAUACAGCACUUGAAAAUUUCUGCCUUAUUGCAUCCUCAAAAAAAAAAUUGUAAUACCCGAGAGUCGAAACAUGACAUCGGAGUGUAUCUUCUAGCCGUCAAGACUGUUUACUAGACUGCUAGAAUACUUCGAGCAAAGAGGGAAGUCCACAAGUAAACCUAAAAAUAAUUUUGACUAAGAAAUAACCAAAGAAGUAAAUUUCAUAUUCGCGAAUAUUAAAUAGUUGAGUUCUAUAGGUAUGCAAAAAUAUGUUCUAAAUUAACGACAGACAAUUAUAAUGAUUUUGGUGGAACAUUGGGUCACCCACCUUCCGACGUAAUUUCAGGUGUUUUUGUGUUGACUUUUGUGCAGGAGGACGGUUUUUCUUUUUUCGGCACUGGUGAGUAAAUUUCUGUUUUCAUAAAGUAAUACGUAUAGCGUGGAUCAAUUUAUAUUCGAUUUCCUAAAACGUGGUACCAUUGGAAAGGGAUUCAAAACUUUACAAAAUGGCUUUUCGGUUUCCAGUUUAACCUUAUUUUUAUUUUUGUUAAUCGUGAUUGUUUCGAAAUCAUUCAUUAGGGCAGGUUGGCCGAGUAGUAAGUUUAGCUUAGAGCAAAGUGCACUUGGAUAUUCGUGGAUUGUUAAUCUUUUUUUGAACCGAAUUGGAUAUUAUGCUUAUAUUGAUGAUUAGAAGGAAAAAUAUACAUGAGAAAUGAGUAAUGGGAAUAAAUUUAAAUUAUUGACAAAUAGAAAUAAGUGAUCAGAAUCAUAAAAAGUUGGAAAUUGUCGAUAGAAAAUAUGAUUUCAAUAUUUUACGAGUCAAAUGCCAUCAAAACUUUUAACAUUUAGAGUUCCCGAUAGGAUUUGUUGCAGAUAGACCCAACCUCGAACAAAACUUGUCCAUCAGUAAAGAACCUGCUGCAGAUGUAAGCUAUCCGGAAAAUGUCAGACCUCCAAUAAAAACAUUGGAGGAGUAGAAAAAUAAAAUCGCUGGGGUAGGAAAAAGUGGGAGUGAAGCUGAAACAAUCAUGCAAAUAAACUUUUUUUAACUAUUGAAAACGUUUAUUGAUAGGGGAGAGUGUUCGGUUACCGGCACCCUUUUUUAAGCUUUUAACUUCUGACUAAGUGCACAUUAUGCGUGCACAUCCAUUAAUAUACAUUAAUGGAAAGCUAAAGUCCUUAGCUAACAACUGACUAAGAAACUAAGUUGAUUCAAUCGAUUGAACAAACUUUAUUAUCAAUUUAGUAAUGUGAUAAAUUUUGGCCAUUUCAAAAAAGGUGUUCGGUUACCGGCACCCCAAGAAAUUUCGCUUAAAAUGAUAAAAUAUAAGUAAAGACUGCAAUUAUUCAAAGAAAAAACGGAAUUUAUUCUUUUUGGAGGCGUUUGGGACAAAGGUCUUCAUUGCCAGAUGGACUUGGCUCUCUUGGCCGAUGAUUUGGAUGGUGGCGCCUUUGGUGUUGAUUUGGCCGAUCUUCUACCAGCUUCGCGGCAUUGAAUACGUUACUGCAGUCGAAUUUAUUGGCUUCUUAUCCACUAACAACAUUCAAUGGCAUUAAUCAGUGCAUUAAAGUUCAUUUUCCUUGACUUGGACGAUUGACGUUUGAAGUCACCAUGGCUAACAGAACCAGAGGACCAAAGUUUUUACUUAUAUGACAGAUGUAGUGAAGCCGUCAAGUUGUCCACGUGUUGCAUAUCACCAGAGAUGCCAGGUAAUACAAUAAGUUUAGCUAGCAAAAACGAAAAGGUCGCGCCAAUUUUCAAAAGUUUGUAGACUGACGAAUGUCUGCAAACAAUCGAAGUUUCAAAAGUCUGUAAAAAGUGUUUAGACCAAAAUAGGUUUACAUGUUAACUAAGAAAUUCCAUAAUUUACAGACAAAUUUGCAGACUUGGCAUCUCUGCAUAUCACUGCCAAUUUUUCGUGAUAUGUCGAAAAAAAUGGGGUAAAAAAGGCGAACAAUAACUUUGGUUGCGAAAAUUUUGAUAGCAUCUGGUAUUAAAUCACGAAGUAGAUCGAUUUCACCUCAUAAAUAUUCAAUCCACUUACCUUUUCGAUUGAUGCUUUUCAAUUUAUUAUACUAUAAAUAAAAACUUUUGUGUAGAUUUUCACGCAAUAAAAAUUUGUUUUGAGAUCGCCAAAAAGUACAAGCGUCUGUUUGCUUUGGCAUUCGGCACAAAACGAACAUUACACACAUGAUAUUUGUCGGAAUGACGCUAUCUGCUUUCUGUCGAGAGUUACGGUGGGGUGCCGGCAACCGAACAUCUUCCCCUACAUUUGAUGUGAUCCACAUAUUGUUUCAAAUUCGGCCAACCUAACCCGGCUCUGGGGUUGCUUAUUUAUGCAAAUAAAAUAAUUCCUUAUUGAAUUCCAACUAAAAUACAAUAUUUCAUCAGUAUAAGAUACCAAACCAAUUAGUCAUUACCGGCAUACAAGUAAUUAAAAGUCUCAUGUGAGAUCAUCAACUUUUCUAUUCAUUUCCUUUGCUUUGGUAUUCCGACGGAUAUUCACUCGAACAAUCUCAAGUCAGAAUAUUCGCACUGGUGAGUUGAUUUCAACCCUUCAGAGUUUCAGCCACCAGCAGUAAUCAGUGCAAGAGAAGUGUUUCUGAAGAGCGUUCAAGCACUGGAGUUUUCCACUUUGCGGCCCAUUGCCCACAUAAGAACGUUAUUUAUGAACAGCUCAGUUCACUUACAUUUUCUCCAUAUUCUUAUUUUUGUCUUCAACAUAAAGUUUAGGGAUGAUAUAAAAGUUUAGGGAUGAUAUGAAUGCUAGCAGUUCACACUGAUCGAAGAGCUUUGGUAGUGCUGAGACUAUCAGUAAGUGCGAGAUAAUGAUUCUGGGUAAUGUAUCAUUGAGAUCCUGGUUGUAAAGGAUCACUGAAGGUUGCAAGAGGAAGGUUGUUUAAGCAGUUGAGUGAUAGAAGCGUAUAAAUCAUUGUUGAAACCCCCAAAGUUGCCUCGCAAACUCGUUACCAAAAAGUAUAGCAUUACAACUUUCCAAACGUUAAAGAUAUGGGAUUCCACGAGAUUUCUAAGGUACUCGAAUAAAGCCACGUUAAUGAACACUGUGUAUUGUUUCGUUGAAAUAUUAAUGAAAUCAUACUGCCUACACAAAGUAAAAUACCUGUCUGACAUUUACCACAGCCAAAAUGUCAGCUAUCUGCCAGAAUUUAGACGUCCCACACUUUAUGUAGCGGUAUUUGAUGAAAGCCUUUUGGUAAAGAGGCGGUAAUUUGCGGUAGAAAGUUAACGAAAACUGUACCCAAGGUAAGCUUCAUUCCCACGCUUUUCCGUCAACCAAGCAGGAGAAUAUGUUGGCCCACACGCUUCGCAUAAUGAUUUCAUUACAGUUUCAAUAUGAAUUGCGGUUCUUCGUUUCCUUUUAAACAGUUUUACAUUUUAUGUUCGUUAUGGAAGGAUGAAUUAUUCCAAUUUCGAAUACAAAUACAUAUAUGUAUUCAUAAGAUGAACGACAUGAUUAGCUAGGUUCCUGUUAAUCACAGUGUCGGGCAAAAUAAAAAGACCACCAUUGGACAUAGCAUUUGUGAUGAGGAUUGUAAUAGAUAAUUCGAAGGCAUAAAAACAUAUCGAGUCAGGACAAAAGAAUGCUACCAAUGGUUGAACAUCGACUCUAGAAUGAUCGAAACGCAUGGGAAAGGCGCUGAAAAACUUAAAACGAGUAAUUUCACAGGACAGCAAAAAUUCCAGCUACUAGCUAGCUGGCCUUAGAGAGGAACUAUGCUUGAUUUUACCGAUCGUCAAAAGAAUGCUACUUCCGUAAAAAUUGCAUUUCAAUACAGAUUCAAAAAUGAUACUUUAUGCACUACAAAAAACUCCACUUCAAAUUUUUUCCGCUCAAAUUUGGAUAUUUUUUCCUACAGUAAGCAACAUACAAAUCACCAAGGGUAUCAUUUGGAAGGGGUUUUACUUAGCUUUAAAAGAAAAAUAAAAAAAAAUUUGGUCACCUUUUUGGGUAAAUUAACGAGCUUUGCGACGAGUACCUCCCAUCAUUUUUGCACAGUUGAACUGUCAAUCUUAUCAGCCGUCUUUUUCAACAGUUUUCUUCAGGUCAGACGGUGUUUGAUUGAUUUCCUUUUUUCAUCAAUUUACGCUUGACAAUGACCCAAAAAUUUUCGAAUGGUCGAAAAUCUCAACAAUUGGGUGGACUCAUGUUUUGCUCAAUAAAAUAUCAUAGUUCUAAAAUUUCUUAGGAUUCUACCUCAGUUUACAAUGUAUCGUAGUUUUGCAUAUCGUACAUGUUGAGAGUAUUCCUUCAUUGAUGCCCCUUCUAUAGUAUUUGAACGUCACAGUCUCGAUAGAUGUACAUUAAAAUAACGUCACAAUUUACCUAAAAUUACCACCCAAAGUAUGUAAAAAUUAUUUUUCAAUAAUAUUACAGCUAAUUUAACAGAGUUUGAUAUCGAAACAGAUACAACAUUUAAUUGUUUAUGUUAAUAGAUGUAAUAUUCUGUCAUCACCUAAGAAAACACGGCAUUCAUGGGUUUACGUCAGAAGUCAUUUUCAUUUUUUUCGCUUGAAGCAAAACCAACCAAGUUUCCCCAACCGUUGCCACAUGUAUGGAUUCGGGCAGGAACUUGGUUAGUUUUGGAUUCAAACGAAAACGAUGUUAGUCAACGAAAUUCCAAUUGAUACAGAACAGUAUUGAUUUAUAAACUCUAUCCAACUCUAGCAACGGUUGCUAGACUCUGCGAAUUCGAAUGAAUGAACUUAGAUGGCUUCUACGAUUUCCACUGUAUGUGCGAUUUUCGACAGAAGAAUAUCACAGUUCCACUAUAUCGGAUGAUCGUUGCUCUAACUGCCAACGUGUAAUUCACAUAAAACACCUACAGAAUGAAUACCCAACAGCAACUACUGUACUCUCAUUCUUAUGUACAUUUUUCGAAGCGUUGUAGGUAGAGUGAAAGCGUAGAAUUAUAUGCACCAAAGACAGGAAAACAGUCUACUGCCAUAUUCAGUGCGAAAGUCGAGAGAGAAGCCACGGAUGGUCGUUACUCGUUCAUACUUUCAACGCAAAGCUCAUUCGGUCGACAACGUUAGCGAGCAUCGGGUGCUAUUCGGCGUGUUAAACGAUAAUUAUUUUCCAAAUAGUUAGCAUUCUUGUUAAUUUUGUAAAACGGUAUGCGUAGCCUAUGAAAAGAAACGAUUUUAACGAUCACAAACAAUUUAGUGUGAGACCUGCUAGUGUUAUUGAUGUAAGCGGAAAAUUUAUUUGAAUUGGGUUUAGUGAUUACUGAAAUACGAUGUUGUGAAUUUGUAUAACAAUGUUCUUCGCCAGUGUACUAGAUACAGCCGGAGUUACUGAAAGUAUAUCAUGCAUAAAUUAAUAUACUAAGUGAAAGAAUAACUGUAGAAAUACAAUUACAUGGAACAUGAAUCUUUUGUAGCAAACCGCAAAUCUCUCUUCCGCUGCAGUAAUGGUGAAAUGUUAAAUAAAUGAAUAAGUUAUUGAUUUUUGUCAUCCGUCACAUUGCCACAAUUGCUAUGAAAAUGAUUCCGCAGUUUGCCUAGCAGUGCAAAUAGGACAAUCACACAUAACACAUGGCACACCAGGAACAGUAACUGAAUGAGCGAACCAGCAGACAAUCGUGCAUUGAAAACAGCCGUAUACAAGUUUCCCGGUGGUUCACGGUACGUUGGUUGGGCGAGACUAGAGUUUGGAGAUACAACGAAUAAACACCAUCAAUCAUCCCAGUCGGAACAAGUUCAUUCGGAGCUACAGCUCGCGAGGCAGAAACGAGUCCAUCAGCCACGACCGCAGCAGUCCACUAUUACAACAACCAUUCCGGUGGCAAUUGGAAAAGGAAACCAAUUGCCAGUGGUCGUCUGUCCUACUGCUGACCAAUUGCUAUCCAACGGUCAUCAGACAGCCACCGUACCGCUGGUUGCACUUCCGCCUCUGCCCCCGGGGAAACUGCCACGGGAGACCGGCCGAACCGAGGGAGUGACCACAGGGCCGUAUCCAACAAGUGGUCAACCGGUGCCAUUUUCACUGUACAAGACAAUCAAUACCGUUAUCAAAAGCGGUCGCAAAAUAAUCGUACGCGUGUGUGAAGUGACCAAUGUGAAAACAAAGCUGAAAAUGUUCAAUCUUUACUCAACGAUGAACAAGCGGAAUACCGCUGAGGAGAAGGAGGCUCGCGAAAUAGAAACCACCGGCCAUGACCGGUUCUGCCAGGAGCGCCCCUCGAGGACGAGCUAUCGUCGGAAGAAACGAAAAAUGAGGCGUGCUCAGUCAGCUGCAGAGUUUAUCGAAAAUCGUACGGAAGUUGCACCCACUGCUGCCAGCAAACGAAUGUUAUUCAGAGGUCGCUCAGUAAGUUCGGAUCACGACAACUACUCGGAAACGGAACACUCCGAACGUUCUCCUCUGGUCAGUGCCAAACUAGAUUCGCUGGCCAAAUUGCUCUUCAGUCGAAACAUUCAUCAUGAUGGGACCAGCUCUGCCAAAGACAGUGAUUCACCGACAAGACACAAUGUGCGUUAUCAGUACACCGCCCUGGACAGUGGCAUCGGAGCCCCGGACCGAAAUCCCAGGGGACGAGCGGCGCGGGAUCGUGCGUUCACUGCGUGCCAAGAUUGGCUCCAGCACACAGGAGGACGAUACGAAUCGAUAGCGCACUUAGAUGACAUCGGCUCACGACCAAACAAGCACUGGUUUUUGCUGAAUGACUGCACGGUACGCACGGACCGUCUGAUGACACUGCUCCCAUUACCUCCUGAUUGCAUUGCCUUAGAAGAGUUACCUCCGUCCGAAUGUCCGCAAGGCGUUCUCAUGGAGUUGCUUGGUUCGCUUCAGCAUCCAUACAUCUAUCCAGUUCUAGACUUAGGCUUCUUUCCUACCGAAACCAAUCACUACGCGUGUCUCGUGAUGCCAUUCAAUCAACGCGGAAGUCUAAAAGAUCUCAUUUAUAAGUCCCAAUGGAACGAACCAUGGAGCCGUAAAUAUACGCGAAAAUCCACCUGCCUGCCACUAUCACAGGUACAACGAUUGGGACGUCAAAUUUUAGAAGCAUUAUUAUUCUUAAAGGAGCGCGGAAUAGCAUCACAUGGCCAUUUGCACAGCGGAAACGUUAUACUCCAGAACGGUGUGGCCAGAUUAUCCGGCCUGGAAAACGGUCUACUCGGACUGAACUCCCGCGUCAACGCGGUGGUGUGGGCUCACAACACGCCGGACAUUGACAACAUCGACAUAAUCUGCUUCGGCCACUUGUUGUUUGAGAUGUGUGCCGGCUAUGAACUGUCCUCGCCACAGCCGACUCCGGGACACUACCAACUUGAUCUCGAGCGCUACCCACAGGUUAUCGACGUACUGCAGAUGAUAUUCGAAUCACCAGAUGGUCGCUAUCCAACGGUCGAAGAGCUAGUCCUUUGUGAUAUAUUCCGCAAUAUCGAUUUAAGAGAACUGCGAGGAACAUGUGUGCCUUCCUUUAAACAUGGUUUGAGUAGCUCCACAUUGAGCCUGCUGAAUGCCGUACGAAGACGACAGGGUGCGAUUUUAAGUGGUUCAUACAGUGAAGGUAGCUCGCCAUGUACGCCACCGUCGACGCCACGCGAGCGGAAAACUGGUGACGUAGAAUCCUCCGAUCUGUCUAGUAGUGAUUCCGAAGAUCUGUUAGAUGAAAUAGUUAUAGCGUCAGCCCGUAUCGAUGAUCCUGCCCAUUACGACCCACUCAGCUCGCCGAUACAUUACUGUGACAAUAACGUUCACUCGGACGAUAACAGCAAUAGUAACACAAUCAUUCGUAUAGAUUCGAUCGAGUCCCAAGGAUCGACGUCGUCGUCCACUGGCUCGAUACAGCUGCAGCAGUUGAAUCCAUCGUCAGCGUACAAAAAUCUCAAAUCACGCCGCAUGGAGUACAGCCGUCGCGGAAUGAUACUCGGUCUCAGCAACCCUUCGCAAGACUCCGCCUUUGGCUCGAUGACCGACGGCGAGUCGUCCCGAGCGUCCAGCUUUAAGCUCAGUAGCUUCGCUUCAAUGAACUCACCUAUCGAUGAAGGAGUCGAAGAUUUGCUUGCUGAAGGUGGUUCAGAAACAAUCGCGACCACAAUGGCGGGACUAAAAUAUAUCGAUUCAGCUGGUUCCUCACCAUGCCACGAUCAAUAUGCCUCUCUGUCGCCCCGGGAUACUCAACCUGGUCCAUCACGUGACAUUUCACCGAAUCAUACAUCUCGCUUCCUCGAACCACCCAAGCUAGUUAUAAACAAUCAUUCCUUCUCGGUGACUAGCAGUUCUCUGUGUUACACUUCAUCCCCACUCCGCAAAUGUGCCACAACCGAAGUAUUCUCGCAAAAAUAUAGGGUAUCCUCGUUUGAAGACAUGUCCUAUACUUCUCGUAUGGCCAACAAAUCGAUAAAAAAUAGCAGCCGGAAGAUAUUCCGUUCAUUCGAAGAAGAACGCCGAAUUGAUUCGGCUUUUAUGCCGAUCGAUAGCUCCAGCAUCAGUAACCGUAUGAACCAACAGCGACAACAAACGAAACCGCGCCAACAAUCAACUACUCAACUACAACAUCAGAUAUCGCUACCACCCACGUUGACGCCAACGUCUCCAAAACAACCAGCAAACUCCAGUCAGCACAAUCAGAUAGCAAAGAAAAAGAAUGCGUCGUUUCAGAAUCUUCAUAGCAUUUCUUCUGCCGGAGAUAAAACUUGUCAAUGGCGAAAUAAAUUGGUUAAAUCAAAUGAAUAUCUGUUCGAAACGUCAUUCAAUGCGACUUCCUCGUCAUCUACUCAAAGUGAAAUUGAUCGACUGCUGGGUCACGGUAGUUCCACCAAUGAACUCCCUACGUCAACCAACCGAACGGAAACGGAACGCUUUAUCUUGACCCCGGAGCCGGUAGUGAUGAACCCUCGUCGGUCUCGAACCGAUCGACAAGCUUUAUUCAGUUUGGCCAAAUUCAAACACAGUACGAUCCUGGAUAGUAUAUCACUAGAAGACUUCUCCGAAGAAGAAAGGAAGCACACUGCUGGCAGUAUAUCGAACAGUUCAACGAAAAGUUACUCAUCGGAUGACCGGACUACUGAGAUCGAAGCACGGAAACUGGAGAAUUCAUCUGCCGAUGACGGUAGUGACCAGGACAGUAGCAGUAUAACAGAUUCCUUACUUAGGUCUCCAGUACAACAACGAAGUCACAGCAGUAGCAGUGCGACCGAAGUUCGUAAAUAUCUGGAUGACAAUGCUGGAAGUGACGGAGGCUUUGGCAGUGGAAACGAAGAGAAAACGCCUCUUCUCGAAGGCAUGGAACUGUCGCCCAUCUCACCUACUGAGUCGGAACAAAUGUUGUGAUAAUAUAAUAGUUAUGUAAACUAUUUUUCUACAGAUUUUAGCUCGGUUCAAUAUGAAGUACUAGUUUAGGACGAAAAUAAAGAGACGUAAUCUAAUUUAAGCUAACGAAGUGUUUAUGAAAAGUUACCUUUCCGUGUGUACCCGGAUGUCAAGAGAACAAUGGUCACGACAAAAUACAGGUUUUUUUUAGGAAAAUAUAGCAAAAUAUUCUCCAAAUCCUAAUAGCGACAUACUUCAACCAACUGAAAAGUUCAUGCAUGAUAUGGUAGCUCAAUUUUACAGUCACUUCCAUACUAUAUAACUUGUUUGAAUAAUCUCUUGAAUAGCAGAAAAAUCUUCAAAUAUACAUACCAAGUACAAGUCUAAUUGAACGUAAUUGAGAAGAAGUUAUUUUGAAGCGAACUCUUCGAGUUAUUAGUAGUAACAAAUAAUCACAUCCAACACGAAUGUCAAUCAACUACUGUAAUCAGUAUUCAUACAAUAAAAUAAAUGAUAAAACAAAAAGAGCGAUCUAUAUAGCGUAAGGCUGCAGCAUUAAAUGGAAAUCUUUAUAGUUGUUACAGUUUCCGAACAAAUGUCCAGUGAUCGUAUCUAGGCAUAGACAUAGUUCAUAAUUACCAGGGCUGAGGAAGAACUUCCUAUGUUAGACAGAGAGAAUGAUUAUUGCUCGCAUAUGUCGAUUGUUAUACUUUUCUAAGUCUAUCGCUAAACACAAGUCAAGAUGUCUGCUAAGGGAACUGCAGUUUUAGUCAAAAUAUUAUGCUAAUACGAACUGGCAACAGAUAUGCCAGUAAAUUUGGUUAAUGAGAAAUAAAAUCAAUCUUUUGAUUCUAAAACACCUGAUUGAUGUAUUUGUUUGUGUAAAAAUUGUCUGGCAAGUUUAUCCACGAUUCCAAACAUUGCGCAAAGUGGUUAACUUUCUUCCGUGUAAGCAGCUUAUUUCCCUUCAGAGCAUACUAGCCUCUUAUUGUUAAAUAAAAGAUAGCUUGAAUAGAAAAGAUAGACCUAAUGCCGUCCCAGUGAGAUCAAUUACUAUAUGUGCCCUUAAUGUAUCCCUUAAUUAAAUUCCAAAUUUACUGUUUUAUAUUAAAUGGUAUUAAACCUAUUUGCAUAUAAAUUGCUUGAUGAUUAUUUGAGAAAAUAGCGUUUUCCACUAGCUUAAGAUAAUCUAACGCUCAGAUAACCACUAGACGGCACAGACAUUUUUCCAGAUCAAUUUAUAGUGAAAAAGUUGACAUAAACGAACCAAACCAAAUUGAUGCCAGCGCAAUUUUAAAAAUUUUAUCAUAUUCAAAGCAGUACCGGAUUGUAAUCUAACUCAAUAAGACGAUAAAUAUCCCAGAAUCGUGCUAGGUCUACAGAUACAUUUAUUAUUGGGUCCAAACAAGCAACAAAGAUUAAUAUGUUCCCAAACGUCAACUGUCAAAUCGAAUUGCCCAUUUUAGAAUCGUAACAGUAACCGUUUCCCAGAAUGAAACUCACCUCUUGAACUAGGAUGCAGGUUGAAUUUUUCCAUUACUGCUCAUAGAGAAAACGGCAAAAUAAGUCACUUAAAAUACAAUAAUUCAUAGCAGAAAGAAAUGUACUGCGAGCUUCACAUUAAACGAAAUAGGGUAAGUAAAGAUAUCCCAAAUCAUGUUCAAAUAAAGGCAAAAGGGCUAUUCCGUAUUUCAAAUCUUUCCCAACAACAACAAUAACAUUGAACACUGAUAGUGUAAAGUUUUAGAUACACAGAAUACAACAGUACUACUAGAAUCAUCUACGUAAUCAUCAUUGGCGCGAAGACGAUCUAUAUAGGCGACCUUACGUUCUAAAGAAAUAAUUCGUUAGGAAGAUCUUUGACAGAUACAAAGUUCACUCCCAUUAACUUACAUCCCGGAACGAUGAUAAAUCAUAUCAGCAAAAACAACAUAGCAAUAAUAAAACGAACAUCUUUAAACCCGACUAA